AUGGUACACGCUAGGGUUUUCGGAGCAUUUGCUGGCAGAGCGCUCAUGGCGGCUGCGGCGAAGGGAGCUUCCAAGAAGACUGCUGCUUCCGCCGCAGCUGCCUCCACAACUGUCGUGAAGAAAACGCCCGUGAGCAGGGGUAGCGGAGGUAUACAGAAAGUCGUUCCGGUCACUUCUGAGCUCGGGAAGUUCAUCGGUUCACCUCAAGUUUCAAGAACCGUAGCCGUUAAAAAAGUCUGGGAAUACAUUAAGCUGCAAAAUCUUCAGAAUCCUGACAACAAGAGGGAAAUUUUUUGUGAUGACAAGCUGAAGACCAUUUUUGAUGGGAAAGAUAAAGUAGUGUUCACUGAGAUUGCCAGAUUGCUGGCUAACCACUUUGUGAAAUCGCCCUGA
Molecule: messenger RNA, 393 nt
Organism: Lathyrus sativus (Indian pea)
Lineage: Eukaryota; Viridiplantae; Streptophyta; Magnoliopsida; Fabales; Fabaceae
Source: the annotation of a GenBank genome assembly